This is a messenger RNA of Pochonia chlamydosporia 170, 1746 nucleotides long. Its product is annotated as homeobox and c2h2 transcription factor protein. The transcript has a single exon. The record is from RefSeq and is a predicted model, not a curated record. The coding region runs from base 1 to 1746 and encodes 581 amino acids. Lineage: Eukaryota; Fungi; Ascomycota; Sordariomycetes; Hypocreales; Clavicipitaceae.
AUGUUUCCAUGGGAUGACACUGAUUUGCCAUGGUCACUGCCCAACGACCUGUCGGGGGAGGUUGAUGGAAAUGUCGACGAUCACCUCGUUUUGGGUGAGCCUGUUAUCGACAACUUGAACUCAUACCGCCAGUCGGGCAACUAUUUCGAUGGACUCCCUCCGAUGGCCGAGGAUAUAACUUUGGAACCUAGACUCGUACCAACAGGUAAUGGAGCAAAUAACGGCAGGGAGAACCAAAUCCAACCGCUGGCACUGACGGCACCAUCGCCUAUAAGGAGUUCCAAACGACCAAGCACGCCUCUCCUAAACAAUAGGCACAGCACUAGGGGGUAUUUGAGGACGCCGUUGACAGCAAAUUCGAGUAGAAGCCACGAAAGGUACCCCGAUACUUUAAUAGGCGAGUCGUAUCUUGGAAUGGAAACCGAAGCCCUGAUGAAGCCGGGCUCGCUGGAACUAUUCAUGAACAGCGAGACUUCCACGGCUCCCCGGCAGAUAAAUCAUCAGCCCCUACCAUAUGCAACGUCUUCUCGGUCCAGCUCAACUGGAGAGGCUGCCCUGGAUCCCAUGGAGAGAUGGAGAGGUUCACCGCCGGAGUCAGAAGCCGCUUCAUGGAGUGCCAUCGCCGGUGCGUUGAAGGAAAUGAAUCGUCGUUCUGGUUCACGAGGAGAUUUUAGAUCACGCCGAACUGCAAGUCGAGCUGCCUCUACUACCAGUUUCACAAGUGCUCAAUCGAGCAAUUCGUCCCUCGCUUCAGCACAAUCCAGCUCGUCAAAGACAUCGCGACGGCGAUACCGCAACCCAACCAAAGCGCUUGGACGUGGCACUGGCUCGACAAAGGAACGACGAGCCUUUCAAUGCACGUUUUGCUGUGAUACCUUUCGGACAAAGUAUGACUGGUCACGACACGAAAAGUCUCUUCACCUUAACCUCGAGAAGUGGAUUUGCACUCCCCAUGGAGGUGCCGUGAUUUCCAAUGCAACCGGUCGAAGUCAUUGUGCAUACUGCAAUAUGCUAGAUCCAACGCCUGCACAUCUGAAAACUCAUAAUCAUGGUGUCUGUCAAGACACGCUGGAGCCUCACGUCUUUUCUCGGAAAGACCACCUUUUCCAGCAUCUUAGGCACGUUCACGACUUGGAUGUGAUGCCUGUCGUUGAUGAAUGGAAGAUUGACCCUCCGCCGAUUGUAUCCCGCUGUGGCUUUUGCAACGCCAGAUUUGAAACCUGGGGAGAUCGUGCUGAUCAUCUUGCACAGCAUUACCGUGAAGGGAAAACAAUGUUUGACUGGCGAGGCGAUCACUGCUUCGAGCCCUCCAUUGCGUCCCAAGUGAGAAAUUCACUUCCUCCGUACCUCAUUGGCACAGAAGCCAGGAGCAUUGUGCCGUUUUCUGCGACCGGUUCAGGAACCAAAGAUCAUUUGUCUCAAAUGCAAGUUGGGCAUGGGCCAUGGGCUGCAACUCCACCAAAUGUUGAAUCCUCCACAGAGGUAUCGACGAAUAGUGAUUCGAAGAUGGUGAGGAGGGAUGGCCCGGUUGCGAGUUUUGCGUCAUACGUGGAGGUACUUACGUCGGGGCUUGCGCGGUAUGCUCAGCAACAGAUGGGAAUGGGAGUGAUGCCUACUGAUAGGAUGUUUCAAGAUGAGGCGAGGCGGUUGCUAUAUGGGACGGAAGACGCAUGGGACCAAACUGCUGCUGAUAAUGGGGAGUGGUUGUCAGACUUUCGGAAUAGACAUGGAUACAAAACGCCUUAG